UGGUAAACCGAAGACUUCUAUAACUAAUGCAUUUAAAAUGGAGAGAGGAAUUGUGGACAGUGAUGAGAUUUUUGAUCCAGGCGGGCAAUCCAAAUUCGUUCUCAAGAACCUUCAGCAUUACACAGUCCAUCCUCAAUUGGGUCAAUACUAUGAGCCGUUGAAACCCACCGCACUGCAGAAACUCAUGGCUCGGAACGAGAAAGUCUUAAGCUUCAUGCUCAAAGUCACGGAGUAUGAUCAGGAUAAGACCUUACUGAUACUGACCAACAACCCACCUCCCUCCCCGAUGGACCAGCACGGAAAGGACCUCCCGCCAAAAUACUUUCCCAAGGAUUUCCUGCUCAAGGAACGGCAUCAACAGCAUAAACCUACUGAGAACAUCUGCCUACUCUCAAGGCCUCAGAAAAAAACGUUCAGACCUGAGCUGAAAUCAGUCUUCCCUGUGACACUGUGGAAGGGUCCUACAAGAACAUCCAAGCAAGAACAAUGGUUUAGGUUUUCCACCGAGAAUGAUUUUAAGAGUGAAGGGAAAUAUUCGAUGCUCUGUACUUUGAGGAAGCAGAAAAAAAUGUACCCGCAGCUCACCUUUGCUCAAGUCUGUAACAGAGACACGAUAAAAGAUGUCUCCAAGAAGUCAGAAAGUUACACGGCGACUUCGAAGAUGAAUUGGGAACCACUAACCCUUGCAUCGCUUCUAAAGGAGAAGCCCACCAGGAUCGCGCCUGGGGAGAAAGACUUCCGCUUUGGAAGGGCCCAGCAUUGGUUCAUUAAAAAUACCACUGUCAUUAAGUAA
This is a messenger RNA of Artibeus jamaicensis (Jamaican fruit-eating bat), 793 nucleotides long. RefSeq names its product testis specific 13 (gene TSGA13). The transcript is spliced from 6 exons. The coding region runs from base 38 to 793 and encodes 251 amino acids. Lineage: Eukaryota; Metazoa; Chordata; Mammalia; Chiroptera; Phyllostomidae. The record is from RefSeq and is a predicted model, not a curated record.